UCACUGGACGGAUUUCAGUGUAUUACCGUCUGUGCUGUAGUCAUUUUGUCUUGUCUCAGCUGUAAAUCAAGUAAAUCUAAAAUCAAAUGGAAAUGAUACCAAUUUCAUCAAUUUUGGAAUGCACAGGCGAGGCACCUGUCGAGAACAAUAGGCCGAUCAAAUCGACGAACAUCACCGGCACACAAAUUACGGAUAUGAACGAUGAUUGUCUUGUGUACAUCUUCUCGAGCCAAUCAUUGGAUCUGCUGGAUCUAUGUUCAAUUGCAGAGACUUGCACUCGUUUCCAGCUGAUUACCGAACUCAUUUUCCCCAAGAAAUUGGCCCUGGAAAGAAACGGACCUUACGUCGUCGACGCGGAAAAAUAUUUCGGCCAACAUCUAGAAGAGCACGACGUCAAAAGAGUGCUGACGAAUUUCGGAUUUGUUGUGUCUGACUUCUCCAUUUCGGAGAGGAUUUCCCGGUGCAAACGUGAACGAGACAGUUUGGAUUGUGUAUUUAUGGACGCCGUAACGAGACAUCACUUCGACAGUUUGAAAAGCUUGCACAUUUACGGUUUUAAACUGCCUGACAUUUGUACAGACCAAUUCAAGGAAAUGUUCAAGCGCUUACAGUUGCUAGAAUUGCAGUGGGUCUCUACGAGCGAUGCGACACUUUUCGACGGACUGCAUUCGUUGGUUGAUUUGAGGGUCAUGCAGGUGGAAAAUUGCGGUGCAAUUUUGGAGAAGGUUUUUCCUGCACUGGAACGAUUUACUUAUUUCACGACACACCUCAGGCAUACUAUCACAAUCCGCCGUACAAAGCUCGUCCAAUCUUUCGACAAACUGAUGACAUUUGUUGCACGUCACCACGACUUGAAAGUGAUCGAUCUGUGCUUCUAUUCGGAUAACAAAUCGUUUAUCAUUCUUUUGGAGACAAUUGGCAACAGUUGUAAGAAUUUGGUUGAACUGUGGAUCAGAGUGGUACUCUCAACGUUUACGAGUGCUCAUCUCAAGUCACUGCAUGCAUUUAAAUCGCUCCGAACGUUAGGACUAUUUGAAGUGUCCUGUGGGAAUUUUCAAUUUAUUUCGGCACUGACUGAAUUACGAGAGCUGCAUUUAAGUGGAUGCUCAUUGCCAGGAGACUUUGACGUUUUGUCUGGAUUAACAAAAUUGGUGAUCGACGGUUGUACCACUUCUGACCGAUUCGAUUUGAUUCAAAUGAUCGGUCGACUGGGGAAGUUAGAGGAAUUGACAAUUUCCUACUUCCACAUACAGUCGACCAAAUUCCAAUUGAGCAGAAAUGCAUUCGAUCAGAUCGGGACUAUAGUCAUGGACAGACCGCAGGUUCUGACGUUGAAAUGUGAAUUUUAUUUUGAUCUGGCGAGUCCGGAUAUGUAUUCGAAGAUUUUAUUGCUUUACUAUGUCGCUAAUUGAUUAUUGUUGCUGUUGCACUUGCUGUUUUUGAUGUAAAUAUAUUUUGUGAGAUAUCUUUCGGACAAA
Bradysia coprophila is the source of this 1478-nucleotide messenger RNA. RefSeq lists its product as uncharacterized. The record is from RefSeq and is a predicted model, not a curated record. NCBI's taxonomy places the organism in Eukaryota, Metazoa, Arthropoda, Insecta, Diptera, Sciaridae.